Diospyros lotus (date-plum) is the source of this 1055-nucleotide messenger RNA. RefSeq names its product transmembrane ascorbate ferrireductase 1-like. The record is from RefSeq and is a predicted model, not a curated record. Gene Ontology annotation, molecular function: oxidoreductase activity. Lineage: Eukaryota; Viridiplantae; Streptophyta; Magnoliopsida; Ericales; Ebenaceae. The coding region runs from base 102 to 794 and encodes 230 amino acids. The transcript has 4 exons.
UACAAAGAAACACAGCAAAAAGUCAUCGUCUUUCGUCUUCCUUCUCCUUUGCCCUGUUAAGGAUAAACAGAGAGCGAAAGGCCAUCGAGCGAGAGAGAGAGAUGGCGAUUGCACUGAAGGCCACAAUUUUCUCCUACGUGGUGCACGUGCUGGGCGUAGCCGGCGCGAUCAUGGUGCUGGUUUGGUGCAUCAGCUUCAGAGGCGGCUUUGCCUGGGAAGCUUCCAACAAAAGCCUUAUUUUCAAUCUUCAUCCUGUUCUGAUUUUGAUUGGCCUUAUCAUCUUUGGAGGAGAAGCCAUUAUUAGUUACAAGACUCUUCCUUGGACGAAGGAUGUAAAGAAACUAAUCCAUCUAGUUCUGCAUGCAAUUGCACUGAUACUUGGUAUAAUUGGUGUUUAUGCCGCAUUCAAAUAUCACAAUGAGAGCAAUAUUGCCAAUCUGUACAGUUUACACUCUUGGAUCGGGAUUGGAGUUAUUGUCCUUUAUGGCAUCCAGUGGGUGUAUGGCUUUGUCGUGUUCUUCUACCCUGGGGGCACGGAUGCAAUUAGAAGAGAGUCCCUUCCAUGGCACGUGCUGUUCGGGAUCCUCGUUUACAUCCUGGCUAUUAGCAACGCUACACUGGGAUUCCUUGAGAAGCUGACAUUCCUCGAAAACUCUGGGCUUGCCAAGUAUGGCACCGAGGCCUUCCUGGUAAACUUCACGGCCGUUGUCACAGUACUGUUUGGAAUCUUUGUGAUUCUCACCACCCUUUCUCAGCCUGCAACCGAAGAUGAGUACGCCUACUCUGAAAUCUGAAAAAAGGUAAUGUUACAAAACCAUGGUUACAUUUUUUGCGCAAUCCCAAGUUAUAACGUUACUUGUUGCACGGUUGAUCGGUUUGUAAUAAUCUAGUUGGUCAUACAACUGUGAUGCUUGUGUUAUGUGAUGGUGAUGGGGGUGUGCUCUGGCUGUAGCUUUGUUAUUAUUUGAACCUUUCACACGGGAUUCCUCAUUUCCUGUGUUCUCUCCUCUUUUUUCUUUUUUUUUCUUAAAUGUAAAUGUCCUCUCCUUGGGUGA